GCCAAAGACAAGGGGGAUUUGAUAUUCUCUGGUCCAAAAGUGGUGGCGCCUAUAUAAGUAGAAUCUCACGCACUGCUAUCAGCGACUCUCCCAUUAGGCAAACUCGACCACACUUGGCUAAAUAUGACGUCGUUUCUGAAUGACAUUUUGCCCUAAAGCGCAGAAAUCAUAUGUUAGCUUGUGUUUACAUUCGGAUUACCCGUCAUUUUCUGUCCUCGUAUUUAGUUAAUUGUCCUGCCUCACCAUGCAAAAGCCUCCACAACGUGAUAUUAUCAAAAUUAUCUUCCAAAAUUUUAUCAACUCUCUGAAACCCCGGCAAAUUCGAGGCAAUUAUAUUGGGGAAGAUUAUUUUGGUAAUAAGUAUUAUGAAAUACCGGCGAACCCGUCAAUUGGGAAACGGAAGCCUUCGCGCUGGUUCGAACCCGCUGAAAAGAAUGCUUUUGAUCAAGAGCUCACAGCUGAAUGGGAGGCGUGGUUACGUGGACGCAGGAACGAUCCACCUACUCGCGAGGAAUUAGUCCGAAAUUUACAGAUCAUAGAAAUGAAAAAACGAAACGCUGCUGAAUUAGAACAGAAGUACGGGAAACCAAGCGGCCAGGAAGAGCUGCCAAGGGAGCAAAAAGGAUUGGCAUCUUUUCCUCAAUAUGAAGAAUAUGAGAAAAUUCCAGGAAAGGAUCCAAAAAUUAAAUCAUAACAAUCAAACUAUCCUGUAGAGAUUGUAAUUUAAUUCACUUGAGCAACAAUGGAUGAAUAAAGUAGUAUAAACAAG
Messenger RNA from Hermetia illucens (black soldier fly), 769 nucleotides. RefSeq names its product NADH dehydrogenase [ubiquinone] 1 alpha subcomplex assembly factor 2. The record is from RefSeq and is a predicted model, not a curated record. Gene Ontology annotation, cellular component: membrane. Gene Ontology annotation, biological process: mitochondrial respiratory chain complex I assembly. The transcript has 2 exons. The coding region runs from base 245 to 694 and encodes 149 amino acids. Lineage: Eukaryota; Metazoa; Arthropoda; Insecta; Diptera; Stratiomyidae.